UGCGUUCGGUUGGACCCGCUGUUCCCGACGAUUCCGCGUGAUUCUAAUACCCGGUUUGGUGCAAUUUUAACUCGUAACGCCUGCGCAUUCCUCGUACCCACAAUCCUACGUUCGGAGUGCUAACUGUUUGGGUUUUUUGACAAAAACAUAAUCGUAAUUGUGAGAAAUUUAAAAACUUGUUCAGAGUCGCUCAGCUUUUGGAUUUACGCAUUUGGAUUUUUGCCCCACUUACCACACCGACGGAUUAAAAGAAACAACUCUAUCACGUGCCGAAGCUACAAGUUGUUGAUAAGUCGCUGGGCAAACAACGAACGAGACCCGAAGACCCCAAAAUAAAACCCGUUGAGAAGUCGGCAGCCAAAAAGCUGAAUACAGAAACAAAUAAACCCAAAUCCAAACCCAAAUCUCUGGGCUGGCAUUUCAUUUACCUGGCUCGCGUUACGUGGUGCGGUCGGUGUGUCUCUCGUCUGCCCGCCAAAAAGAAAGUCACGACGACAGAAACGAGAUUUCCAAGAUUCUGCAACGAAAGUCAAAGUUACAAGUUUACUCCAAAUUCGAGUCUUUCGGUUCGGUUCAACGUCUUCUGUCACUCCGGUACCCGUCUCCGUGCUUUUUUUCGGCGGUGUCUCCUCCGUGUGUGCCACAUUUAGAAAGUGAAAAUCGAGUGCAGUCUGUGCCAGGUUGCCUCUGGGCGCUGCAGCUGAAAGUGAAUUUGGACGGCAAGGGAUUUCGGGUCUUGGACGUCAAAUUCAUCAUUAACCAUUAUCCAGCGGUAGCCCGGGAAUUCGGCUACUCGAAACCACUUCUCAUUCAUCGGCAGGAGGGCCCGGCAUAAAGGUCCCAGCAACAAUGGAGGCCGAGGAAGUUACAAAACUCGUCGAUGGCGUGUACAGGAACAUACUCGAUCGAUUCAAUCCGGGAGCCAGGCAGCUGAUCGCGGCGGGCAAAAGCUACCUCAAGGCGUUGCACGGUGCCGCAACCGCCUCGCGUCUAUUCAAUGAAGCAUUGGCCAAGAUUGCGAUGAACGCCCAGCAGAGCGGAACGGGCGAUAUUGGUUCGGCUUUGAUGAGCGUUGUGAAUGUCAACAAGGAGAUACAGGAACAGCAGAUGAAUAUUCUAAAAGCCUUCUACGUGGAUCUACUGGUGCCAUUGGAAACGAAUCUGGAGAAGGACACGAAGGUGGUGCAGCAUGAGCAGAAGAAAUUCCUGCAGCAGCACAAGGUGCGCAUGGAGAGCUACCAGAAGGCCGUCUCCACCAUGAAGAAACAGCGCAAGAAAAAGGCCACGCCCGAGAACACCGAAAAGGAGCUGAGGAGCUUGCAAGUGCUGGAGGACCAGAAGAAGAAGCUAGAUACGUUCUGCGAUCAGAGUUAUAAGAAUGCCAUGACACAGGAGCGGCGACGCUAUGGAUUCGUCUUGGAGCGCCAGUGCUCCAUCGCCAAGCACUGGAUGGCCUACCACACCACCGGCAAGACGGUAAUUGAUAAUAAUUUCGAAAAUUGGCAAGAGAUUGCCGCUUCUCGUGAGAUCAUUCCCCCGGCCGCGUACGAGAGCGGCUACGGCAGCAGCAGCAACGGCCACCAGAACAUCAGCGGCAACAUGCGACGCCUGGAGCGUAUCAAGGAUGGAGACGAUGACCAGCUACAAGGACACGGUGCCCAGCUGAAGAAGUCGCGCAGCAUCGACGCCCCCUACGGGGAUAUGCGUACUCUCCACGAGCGUGAGAACAUCUCCGGAAUGGGCGGGGCCGGGUCCUCGCACUACGCCCAAAACUCGCUUCCGCGCGCCAAGUCCGACUUUAAUUUGGCUUUGGUGGGCACUGGACCGAGCUCAGGCAACAAACACAAGAUCAUUGAGGAGCAGCUGGCACCUUUGGGCGAUGACCAGCGCGGCGAUCAGCGGCCACUGGUAAAGGCGCUCUAUGCCUACAUGCCCUCUGGGGAGAACCAGCUGUCCUUCGAGGAGGGCGACCGCAUUGCCCUGGUGGGCGGCAAGGCCAAGGGCUGGCAGUUUGGCGAGAAUCUGCGUACCCAGCACUUCGGCUGGUUCCCGGUGGCGUACACUAAUGCAGAGUCUACGGAAUCUUCGACCUCUGGCGGACGGCGCUACGAAAAUAUGUUGAUGAGCUACGAGCGAAAUGGUGGUGGAUCGGGCUCCGGUUCUGGGGCAGGUGGCCUACGAAACUACCAGCAGCAGCAGCAGGACUACGAGGCCCAACUGGAGCUGAUGGAGAGCCACGAGGCCACGUACCGAAGGCGACGCAACCACAGUGCCGAGGAGUCCUCGCCCACGCGAAUGUUCGGUGACACCAUCAAGCAGCAGAAGAAGUAUCGCGCCGGCUCUGGAGCUAAUCCACGUCCAGGUCCACCACCAACGCUGCCCGCCCCCGUGCCAGUGCCCAGUGGACAGCAGAGCCAGUCCUCCCGAAUGCUAAACAGUUCGCAGAGUUUCUGCGCCACGAAUGGAGGCGUUCCGUCGGCGGUGGAGAGACGCAAGCAGAAGCUGUUGAACGGUGUCCAGAGCCAUCCUUCGGGCAAGUCCGGAGUUGCCGCGAAGACCUCGCUGCACAGCAGCAAUGACAGUGGAUUCGCCAACGAGCCACCGCCACAGCCGGAGGUGGACUACUCCGAUGAGGAAGCAGCCACGCAGAGAGUCCCCAUACGACGACGAGCGGACACCAAUUCGCACACCCACACGGUGCCUCGGGAUGUGGCUUCGUGGACAUUAAACCGAAAUUUCCGGAACAGCGUGGAUAGCCAGAUCGAUGACAAAAGCCUCCAUCGGCUGAGCCGGCAAAGUGGAGCAGGCAAGAUGCGUUACGACCUGAUUGCCUCCGACGAUGAGAUCCUGCAGGCCUCGAGUGCCGGUUUGAAGCGCACAAAGUCCUUCUGGAAGUUUGGCGGUGGGCGCAGUGGCGAGGAUAUCCUGGCUGGCAUGUCCUUGUGGCAGCACCGCGACUUGGUGGCGGCUCCCAAUCUCGAGGACAUGCGCGACCGGGAGGACUUGGAGCGGCGUUCCGAUGAAGAGCGCAACGGCACUCUAACCAAGUCCCACAACUCCAACUCAUCGCAGGAGAAGCCAGGAAGGGGACGAAAGGACAGCCUGACCAGCACCGAGCCCUACGGGGAUGAGGAUGAGAACCUGUACGGUGUGAGUCCACAGCAGCAGCCACAGCCGCAGAGGAGCAGCUAUACGCCCAAGUCGCGCAUGAAGAUAAUGAAAACCAUUGAAAUAGACAUCGAAGAGCCGACGGAGAGCGAGCGUAUGAGCACCAUGCGGCGUGGCCAAUCACAGGAGCAGCAGCAGCUUCAGCAACAGCAGCAUCGCAAGCUGGACAAGCAGGCCUCGGCCGGAGCAGGAUCGCAGCACAAGUCGCAGACUCUGAGCCGCUCCAAGCCCACCCAGCAGCAACAGCAGCAGCAGUUCCCCCAAUCCACGGACGAGGGCGAGAGCGAUGAGCAUGGAACCCUGAAGCUAAGCGAUGUUAACAACUUCUUUGAUGAGGGGAAGGGUAAGAGCCAUGGUCACGGUCAUGGCCACGGACUGGUCAUGAAGACGGUGAAGCGCCAGGACAUACUCAAGCAAUACUACACCAGCGAGGACGAUGAGGAGUCCGAUGCGGAGUUGAAGUCAACUAGCUCUGACCCGUACGACUGCAUAGUGAUCAACGAUCAUUUGGUGCGCAAGGACGACAAGCUGCGCCGUCACCACCAGCAGCACCAGCAGAUGGAGUUCCACACCUUCCGCUCCUCCACGUCCACCACGGCGACCAACACGCUAAAGAAGGGCUCCUCGAAGGAGCAGGACAGCACCUUGACCCGCAAUUCAACCGCCAGUUCGGGCGCCCCAACGGCCACCAUUCUGCCGCGCACCCGCCUCCUCAAGUCAUCCAGCUCCUCCGGCAACAACAUCAACAGCAGUGCUACACUGGAACGGAACUCAAAGAGCCUGGCGGGCAACAAGAGCUACGGCCCGUGGUAUGACUUUUGGGAUCAGGAGCAGCAUGGAAUCACAGGCCAGAAAUCAUCGAGUGCCAAGCUGAAGUAAGGAGAGACCAGAGUACAGGAUGACCAUGGAGUUUCGCCGUCUUCUUACAGGAUAAGAAAAUGAGCAGAGAGUGUGGGAGUGGAUGAGCUGCAGCGGAAGUGUUGACAGUAAACCCCUUACCUUAUCCCAAAAUCCUUUCCAGUUGCCUUGUAUUUUUUUGUUAAACUUAAGCCAGAGUUACCCUGUAAAAUGAUAGCCUAAGUCAAGCAAUGUUUCGUUUGUUCUAUGUAAAUAUCUUAUAUUAGUUUAAAAAGGUACUUAAAAUACCUGUGUGGGUGAACUGGGCAGAAUGUCAGAGGAAACUCCACAGUACAAGGAC
Messenger RNA from Drosophila kikkawai, 4366 nucleotides. RefSeq names its product Insulin receptor substrate 53 kDa (gene IRSp53). Gene Ontology annotation, cellular component: cytosol; nucleoplasm. The record is from RefSeq and is a predicted model, not a curated record. Lineage: Eukaryota; Metazoa; Arthropoda; Insecta; Diptera; Drosophilidae. Gene Ontology annotation, molecular function: protein binding. Gene Ontology annotation, biological process: actin crosslink formation; positive regulation of actin filament polymerization; actin filament bundle assembly.